This is a messenger RNA of Kogia breviceps (pygmy sperm whale), 1861 nucleotides long. It is a transcript of the gene GALNT17, whose product is annotated as polypeptide N-acetylgalactosaminyltransferase 17. Gene Ontology annotation, biological process: protein O-linked glycosylation. Gene Ontology annotation, molecular function: polypeptide N-acetylgalactosaminyltransferase activity. The record is from RefSeq and is a predicted model, not a curated record. Gene Ontology annotation, cellular component: Golgi apparatus. NCBI's taxonomy places the organism in Eukaryota, Metazoa, Chordata, Mammalia, Artiodactyla, Physeteridae.
AUGGCUUCAUUGAGAAGAGUCAAAGUGCUGUUGGUGUUGAACUUGAUCGCGGUGGCCGGCUUCGUGCUCUUCCUGGCCAAGUGCCGGCCCAUCUCGGUGCGCAGCGGAGACGCCUUCCACGAGAUUCGGCCGCGCGCCGAGGCGGCCAACCUCAGCGCGCAUAGCGCCAGCCCCAUACAGGAUGCGGUCCUGAAGCGCCUCUCGCUGCUCGAGGACAUUGUCUACCGGCAACUAAAUGGUUUAUCUAAAUCCCUUGGGCUCAUUGAAGGUUAUGGUGGGCGAGGCAAAGGGGGCCUUCCUGCUACCCUUUCCCCAGCUGAAGAAGAGAAAGCCAAGGGACCCCAUGAGAAGUAUGGCUACAAUUCCUACCUCAGUGAAAAAAUUUCACUGGAUCGUUCCAUUCCGGAUUAUCGUCCCACAAAGUGUAAGGGGCUGAAGUACUCCAAGGAGCUGCCCCAGAUAUCCAUCAUAUUUAUCUUCGUGAACGAGGCCCUGUCGGUGAUCCUGCGGUCCGUUCACAGCGCGGUCAACCACACACCGACCCACCUGCUGAAGGAAAUCAUCCUGGUGGAUGACGACAGUGAUGAAGAGGAGCUGAAGGCCCCUUUGGAGGAGUAUGUCCACAAACGCUACCCUGGGCUGGUGAAGGUGGUGAGAAAUCAGAAAAGAGAGGGCCUGAUCCGAGCUCGCAUCGAGGGUUGGAAGGUGGCCACUGGCCAGGUCACCGGCUUCUUUGAUGCCCACGUGGAAUUCACCGCUGGCUGGGCCGAGCCAGUUCUCUCGCGGAUACAGGAGGACCGGAAGCGGGUGAUCCUCCCCUCCAUCGACAACAUCAAACAGGACACCUUCGAGGUGCAGCGGUAUGAGAACUCGGCCCACGGGUACAGCUGGGAGCUGUGGUGCAUGUACAUCAGCCCCCCGAAAGACUGGUGGGACGCCGGAGACCCUUCCCUUCCCAUCAGAACACCAGCCAUGAUUGGCUGCUCGUUUGUGGUCAACAGGAAGUUCUUUGGUGAAAUUGGUCUUCUGGACCCUGGGAUGGAUGUGUAUGGAGGAGAAAAUAUCGAACUUGGAAUCAAGGUGUGGCUGUGCGGGGGCAGCAUGGAGGUCCUGCCUUGCUCACGGGUGGCCCACAUCGAGCGGAAGAAGAAACCAUACAACAGCAACAUCGGCUUCUACACCAAGAGGAAUGCUCUCCGGGUUGCCGAGGUCUGGAUGGACGAUUACAAGUCUCAUGUGUACAUAGCGUGGAAUCUGCCACUGGAGAAUCCAGGAAUUGACAUAGGCGAUGUCUCAGAAAGAAAAGCCUUAAGGAAAAGUUUAAAGUGUAAGAAUUUCCAGUGGUACCUGGACCACGUCUACCCAGAAAUGAGAAGAUACAAUAACACCAUUGCCUACGGGGAGCUUCGCAACAGCAAGGCAAAAGACGUCUGCUUGGACCAGGGGCCGCUGGAGAACCACACAGCGAUACUGUACCCGUGCCAUGGCUGGGGACCCCAGCUGGCCCGCUACACCAAGGAGGGCUUCCUGCACCUGGGGGCCCUGGGGACCACCACGCUCCUCCCGGACACCCGCUGCCUGGUGGACAACUCCAAGAGUCGUCUGCCCCAGCUCCUGGACUGCGACAAGGUCAAGAGCAGCCUGUACAAGCGCUGGAACUUCAUCCAGAAUGGCGCCGUCAUGAACAAGGGCACAGGGCGCUGCCUGGAGGUGGAGAACCGAGGCCUGGCUGGCAUCGACCUCAUCCUCCGCAGCUGCACGGGACAGAGGUGGACGAUUAAGAACUUCAUCAAGUAGUGGGAGGAGCUGGGGGCCUCGGAGCCUGGCCCCCGGGACAGGGUCUGCGUCCUCUGGACCAGCC